AGAGGUAUAUCACACACCUUUGACGGCCGUCAGAUAUCCACAAAAAGCGUCUGAAGUUCGCAGGUCUUGGGUGGACACGUAACUUCCGUUUUGCAUUAGAUGAAGCAUGUAUAACAUCGCAUCGACACAGUCACGACGCUGCCCUGGAGCGCCACGACCAGAACGCGCGCACCCUGGCUAGCGCUCUACACAUCGUCCCUUGCUUCAUGCCUCCACGAAGACAACGUGCAUCAGCACAGUUUGACCCUGAUGUGGUCGCAAAGCGUACCCAGAGACAUUUGGACGAGCUUGAAAGAUCAAAUUACUCCGAACCAUCUACCCUCAUAGGGGGCGCAGAAGACGCCGAAGAGGCGAGCGGAGGUCGAACAGGCAAAGGGCGAGCGCGUCAAGCGACUUCGGAUAAGAGGGCGGCCGAGCUCGGCAAGAAGAAAAAGUCGACUAUGAACGUGCGGACGGCUGUGCUGUACAAGAAGAGUUUUGUACAACUGCUGGAAGAGUCGGGUAUAGCUUCUUACCCCGCUGCGAUACCGACCUAUGUUACCGCGACCGCGCCGCCUCCCAGGGAGCCACCGCGGAUGAUCUGCACCGUGUGUGGAUACUAUGGCAAGUACCGCUGCAGAAAGUGCGGUGUAGCGUAUUGCGGCAAGAACUGCGAGAGCGUACACGACGAAACGAGGUGUGAGCGGCGUAUUUUGUAA
Messenger RNA from Phanerochaete carnosa HHB-10118-sp, 698 nucleotides. RefSeq lists its product as uncharacterized. Gene Ontology annotation, cellular component: Swr1 complex. Lineage: Eukaryota; Fungi; Basidiomycota; Agaricomycetes; Polyporales; Phanerochaetaceae. The transcript is spliced from 4 exons. The record is from RefSeq and is a predicted model, not a curated record. The coding region runs from base 207 to 698 and encodes 163 amino acids. Gene Ontology annotation, molecular function: nucleosome binding. Gene Ontology annotation, biological process: chromatin remodeling.